Molecule: messenger RNA, 1942 nt
Organism: Durio zibethinus
Lineage: Eukaryota; Viridiplantae; Streptophyta; Magnoliopsida; Malvales; Malvaceae
Product: tubby-like F-box protein 7
Source: RefSeq, a predicted model, not a curated record
CAGGCCAACUCUCACCAAACCCUCAGUCAAUCACCACCAAUCCUGUACUGCCACGUUUCAACGACUCCCAAUGUUAUUUUUCCUUCUUCCCUUCGCUUCACCGCCCCGUUAUUGUUGCAACCAUCAUCAAAAUUUCCCCCAUUGUUCUUUACUUCCCUUCUUCAAACAAAAUCCUCUAUCGCUCUCUUAAACUCUCCUCUCCAAAGGCAAUUAGGCCUUCAAAAAACUCUUCAAAACGAUGUCGUCUUCUUCGUCAUUGAGGAAACCCUCGUGCCUGUCGCGCAGAUUCUCGAGAUCACUAAGAUCAUUGGCCAAAACAACUUCAUUAGCGACAGUCUCGACCACGGCCAGUCAACGGGAGCCUUUUUCUUCUUCGUCGUCGCCCGCUUCGACGCAGGAAGGAGGGCAAUCUUGGUCGACAAUGCUGCCGGAGUUAUUAUAUGAUAUCAUGGAGCGCGUGGAGGCGAGUGGAGAUCGGUGGCCUCAAAGGCAAAACGUCGUCGCUUGCGCGUGCGUAUGUAAAAAGUGGAGAGAAGUUACAAGAGAGAUCGUUAAGGCUUCUUCUCAUGGUAGCGGCAAAAUCACUUUUCCUUGUUGUCUUAAACAGCCUGGUCCGCGUGAUUUUCCAAACCAGUGUAUUAUAAAGCGAAGCAAAAAGAACUCAACAUUCUACCUUUACCUUGCUCUUACACCAUCAGCUUUUACUGACGAGGGGAAGUUUCUAUUGGCUGCUCGAAGAUAUCGACAUGGAGCCCAUAUCGAGUAUAUCAUAUCCCUUGAUGUGGAUGACCUAUCCCAAGGCAGUAAUGCCUAUGUUGGGAAGUUAAGUUCGGAUUUUCUAGGCACCAACUUUACGAUCUAUGAUAGUCAGCCACCCCACAGUGGUGCAAAGCCCUCAAGCAGCAGAUCCAGUCGCAGAUUUGCCAGUAAGCAAAUCAGCCCCCAAGUUCCAGCUGGCAAUUUUGAGGUUGGACAAGUGUCUUACAAGUUCAAUCUCUUGAAAUCAAGAGGUCCUAGGAGGAUGGUUUGCUCAAUAAAAUGCCCUUUGCGGGAAGAAAGGGCUGAUGACAAGUAUUUAAACGACUCCAAGAUGAAAAUGCCAGAGCAGGCUGCCACUGGUCAUACAAUUUUGAGGAACAAAGCUCCAAGAUGGCAUGAGCACUUACAGUGCUGGUGCUUGAAUUUCCAUGGUCGGGUAACAGUAGCAUCUGUGAAAAAUUUUCAGUUGGUUGCGACUGUUGACCAGAGCCAACCGGGAGGGAAAGGAGACGAGGAAAUGGUUCUCCUCCAGUUUGGGAAAGUAGGGGAUGAUAUAUUCACCAUGGAUUAUAGGCAGCCCUUAUCAGCCUUUCUUGCUUUUGCCAUCUGCCUUACAAGCUUUGGUACAAAAUUGGCUUGCGAGUGAUAUUAUUUUGAAGUAUUAUAUAUUUAUAUAUUUUAGUAAAAAGUUGUGCUGCAUGUUUAAUAUAAUUAUUUUCUGCUUAAUGUCACAUUCAAAAGUUUUGGACGGCCUUUGGUUAAGCAAAUGAUGCAUAUGUUGUUAUUGUAUCUAAUAACAUUUUCUGAAAUUAUUGGCUGCAAACACAUAUUACUGUUAAUAUGAUGUGUUUUACAUCAACAAGCAAGUACCUUCUGCUGUCUCGAAAAUUGACGUCAGGAUUUGAGAAAUUAGUUGACAAAAAGCAUAUGAAUCCUUUCUCCUCCUCUUUUUCCACUUGGAAAUAGUGUUUUGGGGGGCAAAUUGCAACAAAAGCAUGUGAUUAGUUCUAGUUGUUUGCAAUUGUGAACUCUUCUUUUUCCCCUUUUGCUGUGAAACGGUAGAACAUCAAACUCAAGCCGCCGCAGCCAUGUUUCUUGACCAGUUGAGCAAAUUAGAAUAAUGUUGGCAAAGUGGCUUCCAGAAUCCUGGGUAGAAAAUAAUCUAGUGCUUCAAAGUUUUGAA